UUCCGAGCUCUCAACCAGCGCCUCUGGUUUAUCUUCUACACCCUUCCCGAAAACUCUUUCCCUGCUCUUGCUAGAAACCUUCACCAGCUCCCAUUCCCCAAGAACUGGCUAAUUCUACGGCAAGUCUGGACGCUGAUCCCAGCAACCAGAAGCUGGUUCUCACGCUAUAUGAGGCCUUAAGCUCCGGAGACUCCGACACCGUGGUCAAGCUCGUCGCGCCUGAUCUAGAGUGGUGGUUCCAUGGUCCGCCGUCCGACCAGUAUUUGAUGCGCAUGCUCACCGGCGAACCAUCCUCGGACACCUUCCGGUUCGUUCCCCAAUCUCUCGCCUCCUUUGGGCCUAUCGUCAUAGUUGAGGGCUGCGACAACAAUCGCUCGAUCUGGUGGAUUCACGCCUGGACCGUUACUGAUGGGAUAAUCACCCAAGUCAGGGAGUACUUCAACACUUCCCUCGCCGUCACCCGCGUCGGCGAUUCUAACUCUUCUCCGACGUCGGAGAUCACUGCCGUUGCGGCCAGGCAUCCUUGUCCCUUUGUGUGGGAAAGCAGCGUCUCGCAACAGGCCGGGAAAUCCGUGCCGGGACUCGUCCUGGCGAUAUAAAUCCGCGUCGUUGUCACGUGCAGUAAAUAAUAAUAAUAAUAAUAACAACAACAAUAAAGAAAAGACGGCACCGUGCAUACGUGUCUGUCUCUGGCUGGCUAGGUUUACGGACACUAUCUUCUGGUGCGUCGUGGACUGGGAGAGAUGUGAGACCUUCCCAGUUUCGCCGUUGUUUCGUGGGUGUGUUUUCGGGUGUUUGGGCGUCUCGUAGUUUUCUGGUAGUGUGAGGGUUGUUUGGAACGAAGAUGGGUAUAUCCCAGAUAUCGUAUCCGUACGAAAAUAUAAUCUGGUAUUUUGAUGGUCCAUUAAUAAAAUGUGCGCGUGGUUGUUUUACUAA
Messenger RNA from Prosopis cineraria, 936 nucleotides. Its product is annotated as wound-induced protein 1. The transcript has a single exon. Lineage: Eukaryota; Viridiplantae; Streptophyta; Magnoliopsida; Fabales; Fabaceae. The record is from RefSeq and is a predicted model, not a curated record. Bases 267 to 599 code for a protein of 110 amino acids.